Molecule: messenger RNA, 9590 nt
Organism: Drosophila yakuba
Lineage: Eukaryota; Metazoa; Arthropoda; Insecta; Diptera; Drosophilidae
Exons: 3
Coding region: 38-613 (191 amino acids)
Source: RefSeq, a predicted model, not a curated record
GAAUAGUUCCCAAAGUUAGCCCGUUACUCCGAUUGCGAUGAAGUGCCUUCUGGUGGCGAUAGCGUUCUUGAUCACUUCCACCAGUGUAGGUGCUCUCGUGCACUAUAUGAAACUGGAAAAAGGACAAAACGGCUGCAAGUCCCCCAAGGGUACAGAGAUGGCUGUGGGUGAUGUGGAGCAGGAUGAAAAGAGUUGUGGAGCUAUUACGUGUCAAAAUACGGAAGGAGAUGCUUUUGUCCACUUCUGUCAGAUACCAGCCACAUUUGCGGAGUGUGUGGAUACCGCUGUUCUGACGGACGUGGACUUUCCACAAUGCUGUUGGACAUGUGCCGCUUGGGCGAACUGUGAUGGCGGCGGUGCAGCAGGAGCAGAAGGUGCUCCUCCUGGCGACGGAGCUCCUCCAGCAGACGCACCACCCGCUGCAAGAAGCAAUCUAAAGAAUCAAAAACCCGCGGAAACUACUACAGAAAGUGAAAAACCACGCACCAGGGGAAAAUGGGGCUCCAAGAGGAGCACUACCAUUCCCGAUGAAUCCGAGUUUCCCGGGGGAGAUGUCAAUAUAAGGUUUGGCGGUGGCACACCGAUCUCCAAGUUUGGCGAGGACAGCAUUUAAACUCAAACUCAAAACCGCGAUAUGUUUGAGGAACCUCCCUAGUUAUUAAUUUAAAGCUCGAUUCCGAUCAUAAAUAAAUGACACGGCAAUGUGCACUUCAUUUGUCUCCUCGCAAAAGUGACCCACAUAUAAGCACGUCAGAUCGGGAGUGAUACUCGUAUCUUUGCCGGCAUAUUUCUGGUUUUCGUGUGAUUGUUGUUCCUCCUGUUGGAUUUUUUUUUCGGUUUUUUAAUUAGCCGCCGCUGGCGAACAAAUCGGGCCGAAAAAACAGGAAAAGGGUUUCGAUCGGGUCCUUCAACCCGGAGUGAAAAAAUUCAAAAACCAUAAAGCGAAGACGACAGCGCAUACGAGAAAAAUUGAAAACCAGAUCUCCGCGCCAGUUUCGGGUUUGAGAAUGGGCAUUGGAUUGGGAUUGGACUUGGACGUGGACGUGGAAACGAGAGCUUGAGCAGGUAGGGCCUGUUGUCUUCCGCAGAGCACUCCACCCUGGAGUGAAACAGAUUCGGCAUGAUGUACAUUAAACGGGAAAGACAAGAAUAAACCCCGAACAAAAAAUGAAAUGAAAUGAGGCACCGAAAUCCCAAAAGCUUUUUCGCCCAGAUAAUUUGUGAGUGCGGCUGCAGUUGACACCGAAAGACCCCUACGGCCAGCAGUACGCACAUAAUUACUAUAUACAAACCCAAAUCCUGCGCCGAUUUUGAUCCUUGCUGCGAAAUGGUGAAUCUCAUUGAAAAGUUGCGCAACUACAAUCAAACAUUUCUGUCUUAACAAAAAAAACCUCUUUGGAGUACAGAUUUUGUUGUAUUUUAUUUACUUUUUAUCUAUAGAUAGAUGGACUUUAUCACCAUAGAUUUUAUUACAUCUAAAACCAGUAAUUACAAUAAAAAAUAAUAAUAAAGUUAGAAAGAAAAUGUAUAUGAACUUUUAAAUGUAUAAUUAUUAAAUUUACAUCCUAUUUUUAAGAAUUAUGACUAAACUUAGUAAAUGUACUUUUUUAGAGUAGGGUAUCAGCUGCUCUGCCGCUGCGCUGCUCUUAUUAAUUGAGUGAGCAUGUCCAUUUUGAGGACAGCCUCCCAGAAGGGAGGGGAAACGAAAAAGAAAUUACAAUAUGAGUCAAAAAAGAAAAUAACACAAACUGAGGACGAGCCAAAAUUUAAAAAAAAAAUAAAAAAUAAUAAUAAUGAACAGAAUUCAAUGGCUACGACUUAUUCAGGAGUAACGUAACCAGUUAAUCAGGUAAAAGGCCAACGUGACAAAGUUCCGAAAACCAUGCGGUUGCAACAUGUUCGGUGCGAGCGAGACGCCAAUAGGAUUAGACGCAACAGGGCGGCGAGCCGCAAGCGAGAGUAAGAUGCCGCUACCGACCGGCGUUGGCUAAUAGAAAUGCGACAACAAAUAACAAGAUUCCCGGCAUGUGAGAGCGAGCAGGAGGGACAGACGGCGGAACAGCUGUGCGGGAUGCAACACGUUCGACGUCGCGCUGCUGCCGCUUCGACGUAACGUGCCGAGCAGAGAACGAAGAUAUAGUGUUCCCAAAUCUAAGCGUUAUUAUGAAUACAGUUGAUCGUGGGCCUCGUGCGCCAGUAGACGUAAAGUUCCAGGAAAAUAGAAAUAAAAAAAAACAAGAAAAUAGCAACCAGCAAAUAAACAUAAGAAAAAAAAACCAGAACCCUUGAGGAAAUCAAAAGUCAAGAGGAGCGGACAAGUGCAACGUACGAAACUCGGUCAAGUGUUAAGAGAAAUUUCAAAUAACUUCUAAUGAAUUCUAAUUCGUAACGGGUGUGUGUGUGCCAAUCGGGAGCCAAACGAUAUUUUUAACACCUACCGGGCUUUACGCGUGUUUCACACAUUUCCAGCACCACCACCAACUCCCAGCACCGAUGAACGCGAAUUUGAUUCCGAUUCACUGAAAGAAAAAAGAGGCGCGAAACAAGCGCGCGACUUAAAGCCCGGCUGGCAAAAUUUUACACGUGUCUCGAUCGCUGAUUCACGGUUACGUUGUAUGCCCAAAAAUUAUAGGCAAUUAAGCAAAUUUUCCACAAUUGAUUAUCAUUGAAAUACGGCAAUGCCAAAAGCAAUGUGCUAAUGAAAGUCGCAGCCAAAAAAAGAACAAAGAUUUCUGUAACCGUCGACGGAAGCUAAACUUCAUGUCAUGAUUUAAUAAUCACAAAGGGCCCACGGAAGCACCAAGUCGAGUCGCCAAGGUAACAGGUGUCACCUAGACUGAACCAAAGAAUCAGCUAAGACCUUUAACAUACUUUCGAAAUAUAUAAGAAGUUUCUAAGCCAAGCUUAUGUUAGCUUAAAUUCUAUGUAGGAAAUUCCUUUUCUGUAUAGAGUGUUUUUCUAGUCUUUAUUCCAAAGGAAAUGUGGUAAAUUUCACCUUUGCCCAGCAGUUUAUUAUUAAGUUGCUAACGUAACCACAUUUCCAAACUUUAUCAAAUUAUAUUAUUUUUCUCAUGAUGCCACAAAAAGGCGUUCAUUGCUUUUGAAAUGCUCAAGCCCCCUUUUUCGCAGCUCAAUUUCACUUUGAUUAAUCAAUGAAAGCCCGUAAAAGUCAAAUCGGGCGGGAAAGCAAAGAUGGCAAGGGGCGCGACUAGUGGUGGGGGCGGGUGAACUAAUUGAUAAAAGCAAUAGUGGCGACAGAGAAGCGGCAGAGCGCCAAAAAGGAAGCCGUGAAACCGUUACAAUAUACACGACAAAGGAAUGCGUCACAGUUAAAAAUCAAAUCAUCCAUUAACGUAACGGCAACAGCGGCACAACGCAAACGUUCCUGCGUUACAACAUGUUUGAAGCAGCGCUGCCGACGCCAACGCUUGAAGAAGAUCGCGGUUAGAGAUGGUCGCGUGCCGCAAACACGUUUAGUUUGAAAUGCUAUUCGCUUGAAUUGUUUCACCAUGCAACAGUCACAGAUUAAAUAACAUAAGUAAUUGCAUAAGUGGAAACAAAAGCUUUUCAAACUAAAACGAUUUCUCAGACCAAUAUUGUCAUACGAACUUCUAGCAUAGAAACGCCUUACCCCCAAACACACGUGGUCUUCGCAGCGUGUUCGUGUCACGCAGCAAACAUCGUGCGGCGCUGCCACCUCUAGCCGCGGGCAGCGCAGCCGUCGGCGGAGCUCGUCGGCGCCGCAGCUUUCAAUUCUUUUUUGGUGCUCGAUCGUGACGGUUUGCUCGCUCUCCGCUGCGCCGCUCUUUCCGUUGCAUGUGUGUGCGGGCGUUAUUGUGCAUGUUUCCGGUGGCCGAAAAAAAAAAUAUAGUCAAAUAAAAUAGGAGAAAAAAACCAAGAAUAAUAACAGCCACACGAUAAACAGUGUGCCAAAGUGUGUGUGUGUGUUUGGUUGUGUGCAUCUCGCGUAACAACAAUAAUUGCAUUUAUCGGAUGGCGCCAGCUUCAAUUUAAUUAUAAAUAACAUGUUCAACUUUUUCUACGAUUUUUCCUGCGUCAAAGUGGGCGUUACAACCGCCCUCGGAAAAUCACGCGCCCCGGUUCAAAGUUAAAGUUUGUUGGGUAACGCACACACACACACACACACACCACACUUACGCGCUCACACGCAUAUUUCAAUAAACUAAUGGAGCCUGGCUUUGUUUUUGUUUUUACUUUCAACCCACUUGAGCACAGCACACCGAGAAAAAAAAUCAAUACUCGUUAUGGGAUUAAAUUUACAAAGCGGAAAGCAAAACGACAAACAAAAUGAAAAGAAAGAAACACUCAAAUAAACUCGCAAAGAAUUCCUUAUCGCCAAGGGGGCCAAUGUUCGCCAAGGUUCUGUCGCCUGAGAACUUUGAGCUUCCUCUGGAAUAAAGGAGAUUAUAAUGUACAAAUAAUGUUGGAAUAACCAGUUAAGCAGAAUAAACCCAAUGGAAUACCGACCGGAAUCUUGCUAAUUAGCAAGGACAUCUGUUCACAUCUUACCGGGCAGCAUUAGAUCCUUUUUAUAACUCUAAUACUGUCAGGUAAAGAUGUCGUCCGUGUCCUUAACCUUCAGUAGCACCAGCAAAAAAAAAAAUGAAAAUGCCCAAAAAAUCAAACAAAUCAUAAAAGUCCAAGGAAAAACAAGUUUUUCAAUUGUGCGUCGCGCCAAGGAGCUGGAACAGAGAAUAAAAAGAGUGGAUAAUGCGGAGACAAGCGGCAGAAAAUUGGUCAUAAAUUCUUAUUUUUUGCAGCGGCACAACGACGCGUUUUGGGAUGACAUCAGUUGAAUAAGUAAAAAAGUAAAAAAAAAAAAAAACAAGAAAAAUAAAAGCCGAGGCGAGAUCGUUCCGAAUUCCCAUUAUUUUACCAUUCCCGGACCCCGGCGGAGUCUGCAGGUAACCCACUAAAUACCCUAUACCAUAUACUGCAUACUGUAUACCACACACUCUAUAGAGAAAGACUGCGAGAUCGUAUAAAAAAUGUAUUUUAUGGUUCCGCUCGCUUCGGAGGCUGCUGGCUGCUCGCUGGUUUCUUAAUUUUAACGCGGCAGCAGCGUUUAGUGACAAAAAUCGUCUUCUUUUAUGAUGAACCCCCUACCCUACCCCUAUACCAGCCAACAACUCUAUAGCCACAAAUUUACGAUUAUAGUCAACUAGCCAAGGCAGCAGCAGGUUGCUUGAGUUUCAUUUCGGUUCGCUUGCUUUCGUUACUCGUCUUUGCCCCGCCCCUCUGCGCAAAUGCUCAUAAUUUGAAAUUAGAGAAAUGUGAAAUAUGAGACCACGGCAAAAGCUGUCCGUAAUCAAACAAUUAAAUGCUUAUAAAUCGCCGAAACGUGAUCGGUGAAAACGCAGCUCAGUUAAUAUGAUUUAUACGAGGAGGACAUGUGCUUGCGGUUGCAAUAAUUGGGCGGAACUUCAAGUUUUAUUCAAGGAAAUUAUCGCACCUGUUGGACAUUACCUAAGAGAUUUUAGUAAAGAGGCAGGUUUCGACUAGGAAGUUGAGCAUAUAAUUAAGCAAGCAAGGCAAUUAUUGUCCAGAUUAAUAUGAGCGUCUUAAUUAACGCACGUUUACCAAACAGGUUGCAUAAGAUUUGUUUUCUAAUAUUUGAAAUCUUUCCAAUCGCAACUAUUUCAAUAAGGUUAAAUAUGUUUCGCUAGAUUAAUUCCAAACUGACACCUGAUCAGAUAGACUUUCUUAUCUGCCCAAAAUCUUUUAUUCCAUUUGAGUAGAAAUUUCCUUUCGUCAUCCACUCAGUUGCCUGCAUUUAAAGUUAUUGAUAAGACUUUGCCCUCUUCCGAGACCAGAUAAGCAGACUGGGAAGCUGAUCCCGACCAGAGAUUGUGCGUAUGGUUUUCGAAUCUAUCUUUACGAGUAUCUGUAUCUCCCGCUUUCCGUGACAACAUCAAUCCGUUGAGUCGAGUCGAGUCUGUAAUAACAUGCAAAACAAAUACAAAUUCCAGCGAGUGCCACCUGGCAAACAACCGACUUAAUUGUCAAGAGUGUCCGUCCAGAGUUACUGGCAUACCACCUAUAUGGUAUUUAUACGAAUAUAUGGCUGAGCCCACAUUCAAGAGAGACUCUGUUUAUAUAGCGACCCACCGACAACGGAUAGAUAUAUGACGCCAGUUCCAACAGUCGAGUAUGUACUGUACAUAUUUAUGUAUGUACUGAAGGAAUAGGGAUCGUAAAAGCGUUUACAGGGCUUUUAAAUUUUACAGUUUCUUGUCCCAGUGGGUAUAGUUUUAGUUGCUCGUUUCUAGGCCGAUGGGGUGGCGGUGGGGGUUAAUCUAAUCAGGAAAACAGAAAAAAUGCGUUAGUCUCGGUCUCGGUCUAGCCUGGUCGAAACGAUCCCCGUAAGGCGGAACGACCAACGUAACCAGAACGAAUAUAACACCUGUUAAUGAACUUAGCAGUGACUCUAAUUAAAUGUAUACACCUUCGACUGGGGCUCCCAAUACCCUUACUCCUCUGGCUUUUUUUCCUGCUCUUGGUUGGGUCGUAAACGUAAAACCAUUCCGACUCUUUCAAUAAAAGACUGCAUAAAUCAAUUAAAUCCACGGGAUACGAAACAACGCCCAGUCAAAGCCAAAGCCCCUUGAAUAAUGCAUAACUAGUUGAUCCGCUGCAUUUAAUGCCCUGUAAUAUAUUCCGGAUUAAGCAGUGAAUUGGCGGUUUUUAAAAUCCCAAUAGGUGUAAAUAUGUCACAAAGCAUUUCCCUAUGUAUUUCAAUAAUUCCAUGGAACAUUCUUUUGGUCAAAUAAACUCUAAACUAAACUGCACAGUCACCAAUCGUGUGACAAUUUCACAACCAACAACUAAUUGCGGCCAAACGCGAGGCUGUCUGUGUCUGUGUGUGUGUGUUAGCCAAUCUACAAUUUAAAUCGGCCAAUAGAGGGUCCAGUUCUGAUAGGGAAACACUCCACAAGCGCCGAUGGCGCGAGUGGUAAUCACAAUAGCGGCCAGAGCACUUGAUAUCCACAUGGCUCUUGGCGAUGAUAAUGUCGCGUUCACACCAUCCACCCAGCACACCCCCAACUCGAGCGAAAGAAAAAACAAUAAAGUUCAAUUGAAACGCUCACAUAGCCAAGCGAUUUGAGGGGGCCAAGCUAGACAAUCGAUUCUGUCAGUGGCCAGCGGCUGAAAUGUUGAAAUUAAUUCCAUAUGAGCGCGCAUAUCUCACCUUCGACAUCUGAUUGGUGUUGUUGGCCAGGUGUGCGUUUUGUAGAAUAAGAUACCUUCAACUGAACUGUCUGCUGUCAACUGGGCUGGGCCCACAGAGAUUUCGUUACUAAUUAUUUGUAACUGAUUGGAAAACUAAUCAACGCUGACCAAUAAAACUCGACUGGUAUUCGAUGGGGUUUUUAAGUUUAACGUCGUACCGUCUCUAGCCAGUUCAGUGAAAAUCUAAUCAGCCUAAGCCCAUAAAAUUCCCCAAAAGACCGGUGGGAAAAGGGCCGUUGUGUAAGGUUUCUAUUCGUACUUCACGUUACUUAGAAACUCGGAAGAAAGAAAAGUCCUCGGCGUCAUCGUGCUUGAGUACUUUAUAUAGUGCAUGGAGAGCUACUAUAUCUAAUCAAACCCCAAGGCGAGUGUAUCUAAUCAAGUGCGUGAGGAGAGUAUCUAAUCGUCCAGGGGCAGGAGAUACUCCAAGUGGACAGCCGGCAGUAUAUAUAUUUCCUAACAAGGGAUUACGUUAUUCGCUAAAACUUAGGUCAAUUCUAACGAAAUUCGUUGUACAAAUUAUUCGUCAUCAUCGGUGGCACGAAUAAAACUACUACUAAGUGUAACCUUAAAUAGUGACUGUACGAUCUACGAAUAAGCACACUAUCGUUUUCUAUGUUCGACUUUCAGUCGUAUUUUCCACAGUUACUAUGGAGAUUGCGUCUGACCACUGGAAGUGAGCUGAAAUCAAAAUAUUGAGCAUGAUUUAUAAAUAACUGGCUGUAAUAUAAUAAUAACAUAAUACGCCUUGACAUGAUAAUAAAGGCGAGACCAAUGGGAAAAAGAAAUGCGGCAAUGAACUGCAGCGAUAAAGGAGUUGUAUGUAGUGUUGGGGAGGGGCGGGGCGUAAAUCAAUUAACAGCUAACAAAGCAAUCAAGCUGUAUUAAUAAAAUCGAAGACUCAAAGGGGUUUUGGAAGAAGUAUCACAAAAGGCUUAUGCGAAGUCAUGCCAUGCCACUCAUUAAUUUGAUUGUGUCACAGUCGAGGGGAAGUGCCGAAAAUGCAUUCGAUAGCCGCCUCAGAUUGAACAUUAUUACAUUAUUAUUUCACACUCAUUCAGGUUAGAGUUGGAUGUGUCCCCUAAUGAACUUACCAUGUUGCAUACCCAACGAUUGGUAAUUGGAGCUCUUUCGAUUCCGGACUUUUCCACAUUUGUGUGCAUUAAUUAGUCAUACACUAAUUUCCAAUUCCGAUUUCAGUCAUGCAAAUGUUAAUUGACCACUUAAGUUAAAACUUCAUAAUGAUCGUUAAUAAUACCGAUGGGGGCACAUCUGGAGAGGAUGUCGUGGCUACGACAACUACGGCCAAAAGAAAGAACAGGUUCAAAACCCUAACUAACUAACCAGGCACAAAACUCGUAAAAGAUAUGCAGCCAAUACAGACGAGGCACACAAACCUUACCUUUUGCCACUUUGCCACUCUGCCACUUUGCUCACUAUGCGAUCUUUUGAAACCCGAGCUCCUCUGGAGCCCCGGGCUUUUAACUGUGCAUUAAUGAUCUUCUCAGCCAGCUCAUUUAUAUACUUUAGGCAGAGACACGACGGAAUCUCUGGGCUUAAAUAAUUUGUAACUGCGGUGUAAGAAAUAGCACAGCUUGGCAAAGAUAUUUCCCAGUCUAGAAACUGAGUCUUACUAUGCUGUUUGUGCAUAUCCAAUUACCCGUUGGUCUAGUAAAGUAAACUUGUUCAUAUUUAGUUACCGCAUGGAAAAUGAUCGACUUAUUUGCAAAAUUUGAUUAGCUUCUUAGCACAUCUUAAACACAUUUCAACAGUGUAUGUUAUUAAAGAACUCUUAACUUGGCAUUUCAUUUGAGCUGGCUCCCAUUUUGUUUAAAAAACACAAUUGAAUUCCCAGCAGUUAUCUAAAUUGAUCUGGUCAGCAGCCGAGGGAAGUGGAACUCAAAGUGCAAGCUCAUGGCUCAUAAUCAAGGGCACUGAAAACGAUUUCCUGCUGGCCCCCAACUUGAUUGCACUGAUUGCCCGAAAGGAGGAGGAGAGCUCCGGCCUGGUGACUCGUGCCGCCGAAACAAUGCGGCAAGGAAAGGUCUCCCAGUUUCAAGUUCCCUGUUCUUCCAGAGCUAGCGCAACUAACUCAGCGCCUCUUGGCCACAGGUAAUUGAACGCUGCCCCCAUUCCACCAACUCCACCUGAGCUACUGUGUAUCCCUAUGCCAUGGCUCUGCGACACGCCUGCUCUUUAGCAAUGCACAGGGAGAAAAAUGGAGGUGCAUUUUUUAUAUUUACAUUAGUAUUACUAUAGUCUAGUUAAUUUAAAAUGUUAUAUAUUUCAGAUUCAGUAUAUAAUAAAAUUGUUACAUUAUAAGACUAAAAACCCCAAAA